AUGGAGCGAGGCAUCCAACUCCUAGAAAAGGGACAGAACACACAGGUCCUGGGAAACACUGCAAAGAAACUAGCAGAGACCCUCAGUGAUGAGCUGAAGAGGAAGCAGUAUGACACGUACGGUUCUGCCGGUCCGGGCGGUAGUGGGGCGGGGCAGCACCAGUACUGGAGAGGCGGGGCCACCGUGGACCCAGAAGAGCUGUUCAGGAAGAUCUUUGGAGAGUUCGCAGGGGGGCGUGGCUUCGGCGACCUCAACUCCAUGUUCGAACAGGCACCUGAAUUUGUGAUGGAGCUGACGUUCUCACAGGCUGCCAAGGGCGUGAAUAAGGAGAUAACGGUCAACAUAGAUGACGCCUGUCCACGCUGUGAUGGAAAAGCUCAUGAACCGGGAACUAAAGUGUCACAUUGUCACUACUGCAAUGGAACAGGCAUAGAGUCUAUAAACACCGGUCCGUUUAUGAUGCGCUCCACGUGUAGGCGGUGUGGUGGGCGGGGCUCUAUCAUCAUCACACCUUGCAUUAUGUGCCGAGGAACUGGACAAACCAAACAGAAACAGACCGUCAUGGUACCUGUGCCUGCAGGUAUAGAAGAUGGACAGACAGUUAAGGUGCCAGUCGGGAAGAAAUACAUUUGCAUCACAUUCAGAGUCCAGAGGAGUCCAGUGUUUCGUCGUGAUGGUGCUGAUAUCCACUCGGAUGUGAUGAUUUCAGUAGCGCAGGCGAUUUUAGGAGGAACAGCCAGAGCACAGGGCCUGUACAGCACCAUCGACAUUGCGAUUCCUCCAGGCAUUCAGACAGACCAGAAGAUCAGGCUGGUAGGAAAAGGCAUCCCACGCAUUAAUAGCUUCGGUUAUGGAGAUCAUUAUGUACAUAUCAAAAACAAAAUUCCUAAGAAACUGACAAGCAGGCAGAGAAUGCUGCUCUUAAGUUAUGCAGAGGAUGAGAUGGAUGUGGAAGGAACUGUUACUGGAGUAACCAGACCAGCCAAAGGUAGUUCUCAAGCCGGACAGACCUCAGAAUCAGGGCAGAGCCGAGAGGAAGAGCCAGAGAAAGAGGAAGGGGGAUUUUUCUCUAAACUGAAGAAGAUGUUCACCUGAAGAUCAUAGAAUGCAGCAGUCUUGGGAUUGUUUUAGUGUACACUUGGCCAAAGACGAGAAGUAUGAAAGGAGUACAUGAAAGAAGCGCGCACACCCAGCAGAGGACUUCUCCAAUAACUCCACACCAUCUCCAGUCUGCUCAGAUUAAUUGCUGAGGCACAUCAGAAUCAUCAGAAAAUUAUGGACUUAAAAUGAAGCUUUCAGAAUCUCAGCCUGAGGAUGACAUCUUAACCUUUCUGUGAUGUUUGGUGUAUGCUGAUGUUUUAAUGGGGAAUGUCUGAAUAAAUGGUCACACAAGAAAUCUGUUUUGUUAUACUCUAUUACUUCUGUAUAAUUUUAUAACAUUUCUGUUUGUUAGCAUUAAAACGAUGAAUGGCUAUAUU
This is a messenger RNA of Sinocyclocheilus grahami, 1478 nucleotides long. It is a transcript of the gene dnaja3b, whose product is annotated as DnaJ heat shock protein family (Hsp40) member A3b. Gene Ontology annotation, biological process: negative regulation of apoptotic process; protein folding; mitochondrion organization. Lineage: Eukaryota; Metazoa; Chordata; Actinopteri; Cypriniformes; Cyprinidae. Gene Ontology annotation, cellular component: mitochondrion. Gene Ontology annotation, molecular function: heat shock protein binding; protein kinase binding. The transcript is spliced from 10 exons. The record is from RefSeq and is a predicted model, not a curated record. Bases 1 to 1095 code for a protein of 364 amino acids.